GUAAAAGCUAGCAAGAUGUCGCUAGCAGGAUUUCCGGGGACCUCGGGUUCCUGUUCGUCGCAUGGUGCCGUGCUGGUGACGAGUCGAUUCCAUGCGUAAGAAAUUUCAUCAAAUAUCGAAAUGACGGACGACGUGGUGGUGUUGGACGAUCCCGUUCACAAGGAGGAAAUAGCGCACUUCCAAGCGCCGGCGAUUCAGCACAAUCGGGAAGGCUGGGGUCCGUGUGAGUUGCCGGAUCAGUUUAAAGACAUUCCUUAUCAGCCAUUUUCGAAAGGCGACAGACUCGGCAAGAUCUCCGAUUGGACCACGCCGGCCUUCCCGGAUAAGAAAUUUCCAAACAAAUAUACAUCGCAGUUCGGUUGCGGCAGUCAGUAUGCUUAUUACCACGACGAAGACGAGACGAGCUUCCACUUGGUGGACACCACCCGCGUGCAGAAGCCGCCGUACCAGCGUGGCCGCUUCCGUCAUAACCAGCGCAACUUGCGCGGUCGUGGUGGUCAACGCGGUGCGUUGAGCCAGAUGCAGCAAUUGGGAAAGCUGAAGCUGCGUGAGCGAGAACGCAAGGGGCAGACGAAACGCUGGGGUAGACAGCAGGGCCUGCGGAAUCACAAGAAUCAGCCGCCAAUCAAGAUACGAGACGCCUCUGUGACGGUCCGACCGGAUUGGUUGACCAUUGAGGAGAUGGACUUCCCACGCUUGGCGAAACUCUCGUUGCCCGGCGUGAAGGAUGGCGAGGAUAUAAUGUGCUGCGGCUCGCUCGAGUAUUACGACAAGACUUACGACCGCGUGAACGUGAAGAGUGAGAAGCCGCUUCAACGAAUCGAUCGGAUCUUCCAUACAGUGACAACCACCGACGAUCCUAUAAUCCGCAAGCUGUCCAAGACCGAGGGCAACGUUUACGCCACUGAUGCGAUAUUAGCUACUAUCAUGUGCUGUACGCGCAGCAAUUACUCAUGGGACAUCGUCAUCGAGAAAAUUGGCGACAAGCUGUUCUUCGACAAGCGCGACAACACCGAGUUCGAUCUGCUGACCGUAAACGAGACUAGCGUGGAACCGCCACAGGACGACGGCAACUCGUUGAACUCGCCGCGCAAUUUGGCGCUCGAAGCGACCUUCAUCAAUCACAACUUCUCGCAGCAGGUGUUGAAGUCGAACGAGUCGCGCUACAAGUUCGAGGAGGGCAAUCCCUUCAUCGCCGAGGAGGAGGAGAGCGACGUGGCGAGCGUGGCGUACCGUUAUCGCAAGUGGGACCUCAACAACGGCAUAGUGCUCGUCGCACGUUGCGAGCACGACGCCGUGAUGCAGGGUCCUAACAACGAGAACCAGUUCCUGACGAUCAAGGCGCUGAACGAGUGGGACUCGAAGCUGGCCAACGGAGUCGAGUGGCGCCAGAAGCUCGACACGCAGCGGGGCGCCGUUUUGGCCAACGAGUUGCGCAACAACGCGUGCAAGCUCGCCAAGUGGACCGUGCAGGCGUUAUUGGCCGGCUCGGAUCAGCUCAAGUUCGGGUACGUGUCGCGCGCCAUCGUGCGCGACUCCAGCAAACACGUGAUCCUCGGGACCCAGCAGUACAAGCCGAACGAGUUCGCGACGCAGAUCAAUCUGAACAUGGACAACGCCUGGGGAAUUCUCCGUUGUAUCAUCGACAUCUGCAUGAAGCAGAAGGACGGCAAGUAUUUGAUUAUGAAGGAUCCGAACAAGCCUAUGAUCAGGCUCUACGAUAUUCCCGAUAAUACGUUUGAAAGCGAAGGCGAAGACGAUGAGGACGACGACGAGCCUGUUAAUGACGCGUUUCAGAGUUAACGGAGACAACAGUAAUCGUAUAACAUUCGUCACUAGUCGGUAAUCGCGUUCGAUCGACCGAUGCUUUUACAAGGAUUAUUGUAAAAGGCAAGUAUUGACGUCUUACUGGAGGAAAUAAAAUGAGGAAGUUUAAGUACGAUA
This is a messenger RNA of Dinoponera quadriceps, 1944 nucleotides long. RefSeq names its product eukaryotic translation initiation factor 3 subunit D (gene eIF3d1). Gene Ontology annotation, cellular component: cytoplasm; eukaryotic translation initiation factor 3 complex. Gene Ontology annotation, molecular function: translation initiation factor activity. The coding region runs from base 121 to 1803 and encodes 560 amino acids. The transcript has 3 exons. Lineage: Eukaryota; Metazoa; Arthropoda; Insecta; Hymenoptera; Formicidae. Gene Ontology annotation, biological process: translational initiation. The record is from RefSeq and is a predicted model, not a curated record.